AUGCGUCCAGCAUUGAGACUCCUCGCAGGUGCAUCAUCAAGAGCCCCUGCUCGCACGGUUACCCGCCUCACACCUCAGCAGGCUGCGGCCGCAAGAGAGGCCGCCCGCUUGGCGACUCUUCGUAACCCUCCUUCACCAACACCUUCCACCACCGCACCGUCGACUGCUGCUGCUGCUGCUGCUGGGGACACCGACCAGCUGCCCCCCGGAUCACGCCCCGUAGCCACGCCCCGGCCGGGCGGACCUCAGACGGAUCGUCGCAAGAGCCUUGUGGACAGUUUUAGGAGCCUGUCUUGGAAGGGCAAAAUCUUUGUUGGCGUUCUUCUCGCCAGUACCGCCAUGCUCACCCAGGCCGUUGACUACUUGGUCCCCGAAGAGGACGCGGAACAGCCGUCCCGUGGUGUUGGCGUCGGCAUCACUGUUGUUGACCGCAAGUAG
Molecule: messenger RNA, 438 nt
Organism: Apiotrichum porosum
Lineage: Eukaryota; Fungi; Basidiomycota; Tremellomycetes; Trichosporonales; Trichosporonaceae
Exons: 2
Coding region: 1-438 (145 amino acids)
Source: RefSeq, a predicted model, not a curated record